AUGGAUACUGUGUCCCUGGAGCAUCAGAUUCAGAGCGUGCAACGCCACAUCAGCUUCCUGAAAAAGGAGCAGAUGGCCCUGCUGCGGGACCUGCACCUGGAAAUCCUGAGGCUGCAGAAACGCUGCUCAGAACUGACCCAUGACCUGGAAAUGAGAGAGGCCCAAUUUCACCAGCAAGAGGAAGCGUCGCGGGAGCUGGAGAGCAAGUGCCGAGCGCUAGAGUCGCAGCUGGCGGCGCGGGCCGCGGCCAACGCCGAGCUGCGGCGGGAGGUGGCGCAGCGGGAGGCGCUGGUGUCGGCGCUGCGCUGCAGCCUGCGCACCGAGGAGCGCCGCUUCCUGGAAGAGCUGCGUCGCCGCAGCCACCGCGCCACGGUCCUGGGCACCGAGCUGCAGAAGCACACCGAGGCGGCCGCCUACCUCUCCUGCCAGCUGCACGCGGCGCGCCAGAGACUACAAGCCCCGCGCGCCGGCCCCGGCGCCGCCGCCGAGCCCCGACCCCGCCGGCGCUCACAGCGAGCCCGCCGCCCGCCCGCCGAGGCCGCGGCCAAGGGCCCGGGCCGGGACUGGGCCGCCUGGGACCGCGCGGCCUGCGCCCUGGACGACGUCGACCCCAUGCCCGACCCUGCGCUCUUCCUCUACGCCCGGAGGCCCCCGCGGCCUGGGGGCCGCAGUCCCCGCCACCCGCCUCCCCAGGACCCCCCGGACCAAGCCGGGCCGCAGCCCGCGCCCUGCCAGAGUCCGCCCCCGGCUCCCGGGGACUCGGAGUAG
Molecule: messenger RNA, 768 nt
Organism: Otolemur garnettii (small-eared galago)
Lineage: Eukaryota; Metazoa; Chordata; Mammalia; Primates; Galagidae
Gene: CCDC92B
Product: coiled-coil domain containing 92B
Exons: 3
Coding region: 1-768 (255 amino acids)
Source: RefSeq, a predicted model, not a curated record